GAGUGUUGUUAAACAAGUGGCAUCAUAAACAAUCUCCGUACUGUCAUUUAGUGUUCUUCAUUGAUUUGUAACGUGUAAAUCACAUAUUUAGGGCGUAUUUAAACGUUUUGAAGUCUGAUUUGAACAUGCGCCAACGUGUCGUGAACUUGUUACAAAUCAUAAUGCAGUCUGAGAGUAUUGUUCAGAAACACAACCGCAUAUAAAUAAAUGUGUAGUUGCAGCAGCUAAAACGGAGCUGAAAGAUAUCGGUGGGAUCAAACACAAUGUUAAAGAAAGACCGCUUUACGUUAACGAUAAACAAAUGGUGAAGAAUGUAGUGGGUGAAGGAUCGAGUGAUAGUGAAGUGAGUCGGAGAGUGAGUGUGAAACAAGUGAAGUCGAGUUUAGCGCAAUAUAAAAAGAACGGCAAAAGAAUUAGGAGCAAUGCGAAGAAAAGGGUGACAUUUUCGGACGAUCAGUCUCCGGAAAGGGUCCCGUUUUGGCAGCGUUUCGUCGGAUUCUUCCAUUUGCUCUGGAGUUGCACGAGAACUUCUGUACAGACCGCAUUGCGUCUAACAACGCAGUCAGAAAAUUCCGAACUCGAGGAGUUGGGUGAGCAGCUGCCCCGGUACCGGCCGGACUCGAUCGCAGCCCUGCGGCGAGCCACCCGGUUCACGGAGCCCGAGCUGAAGCGCCUCUACAGGGGCUUCAAGGCAGAGUGCCCCACUGGAGUCGUGAAGGAAGACACCUUCAAAGUCAUAUACUCACAGUUCUUCCCGCAAGGAGCAAAUACUGCACAAUACGCACACUUCGUGUUUAACACGUUGGACCAAGAUAGAAGUGGACUGUUAAGUUUUGAGGAAUUUGUAACUGGCUUGUCGAUACUAUCCCGGGGCACGCUGGAAGAAAAGCUGCGGUGGACAUUCUCCUUGUACGAUAUAAACGGAGACGGGUACAUCACUAAAGAAGAAAUGACCGAGAUCGUCAACGCGAUAUACGACCUCAUGGGCAGAAUCGUGGACCCGUCGGUAGAUGAAGAAAUUAUCCGAGAAAAAGUUGAAAGGCUAUUUCAGAAAAUGGAUCUGAACCGCGACGGAGUUUUGACGCUAGAUGAAUUCCUGGAUUGCUGUCUACGCGACGAAGACAUCUCCCGGUCCAUGGGCGUAUUCGACAGCAACUUCUGACGACCUGCGAGCGGCGCGCGCGCACCCCUCCGUCGCGCUCCGUAGUUGGGUCACUUAGGGUACAUGAUAAUGGACGCUUUGUAUGAGGGGUUGACGAUCUACAAUGAAAUACAUCGCAAAAAAUGCCAACUGCUCUUUCAACUCUAUUCAGGAGCUCGAGCGUGUGUUGGAGCUGGCUGGAUUUGAAUGUAACGAAUUAUUUUAAAUACAUUAUAAUGGCAGACAACUGUUCUGCAAGUUAAAAUCGUAGAUAUUUUAUUCAUUUCUGAGACGUAUUGUUUUGCAAAAUAGGGCUCUACAUGAUUAAUUGUGUAAUAAAUUGGUGUCAAUGUUUAUUUGAUAAAUGUAUAACAAAUUUAACUUCCGUAGAUUUUGUAAGUACGUAUAAUUAAACACGUAAUUAUGCAUAUUAUUUGAAUAUUUUAGUUAAUUUGUAUAAAAUUUAAACGACACUAAGUAUUUAGAUAGACAGUUUUGAAUUAAUGAGACGUCGAAUCUUAGGUAAUUCCUUAACUGAAGUACUUCCUAUGUAUGUGUUGAUUUAGAGGCAUACGUUUAAAGUGUUUGCAGAUUUAAUACUUCUUCUAAUAAUAAGUACCUAUACUCGUGUAUUUUCGCGGAAACUAUCCGAAACACGGUCUUUUAGAAAUUAUAGUGAAUCUAACAGAAUCUUAAAACUAGUUUUUAAUCGGAGUAUCGAUAUUAGAGAUCCAGUUGUAAAUCCUUUUGUCUAUCUAUUAGAUGAUCCACAGAAUACAGUCAGUUACAUAUUAAUGAUCGAUGUUUGCGACCAGUUCUUUGUAGAUUUGUUUAGAUUACUGUGUGUAGAACCUAAACUCGUUUCCUGACUACAUUGUUAAAAUGAAACUUCGAAAUCUAUAAAUGAAAGUAACAUAAUGCGCUAUAUCUUGUAUGUACUUAUUGAUUUUCUUGUGAACUGCUUUUAGACCAUCUCUUAUAUCCUUCUGCUUUCUCUUCUUUUUCAAAUCGUUCCGGCCAUUUUUUAUAGAUGUUUAGAUUGUAAUAUUCAUUUUAAGGUGGUUAUAAUACCGACGAUUUAGAUAUUUUAUAUUUAUAAUUAUUUAGGCAUUGUGUCAUUAAGAUAUACCUCCCAGCGCCGCUUUCGCAAUCUUGUGCUUGUCUUGAAUAAUGUUAAUUAGGUCCUUAUAUAUGGUUGCUAUAUGAGAUUAUCCAUGAAAGGCCUAAGGCUCAGCAAAGUAAUUCAUACCUAUUUAAAUAAAACAGGUCACAACACUGCCAUAAAUUACAAAAUACUUAUUAGAUACCUUUUCAAAAUCAGUUAGCAGGACGUGACUAGUUGAGCCCUCGAUGUAUUUUUCAUUUGCCUUUUCUUCGGGACAAUAAAUGAAAAGAUGAAAAAUAUAAAAGUAACAAUAAAUUUUAAAACACUUUUUAAUGAAUUACAGCUUAUUUACUUUAGUCGUGUCACGUUUCUAUGUCAUAUAAAGAAUUCUUAAAUGUUUUCUAAGAUAAUAAUAUCAUAGACAUGUAAAUAGAUUUGUAAAUAAAAUUUAAUGUAGAAUUAAAUGUGUAUAUUUUCAUAGUAAAUGUUAAAUGGAACCAAUAAAUAGAUGGCAUAUUAAAUAUUGUCUAAUAUGGUAUUGUCCAACCAACUUCUUGCAAACUUAAAAGAACAAUAUUACUAUGAAAUAUCAAUGUGAUUAAAGAAGUGAUGAUAAAAUACAUAAUAGAGUAAACCUACCAAUUAAAAGUUUAUUUUUAAUGUUGGAUAUUCAAAUAACUAUUCUUCUUAACUGCACUUACAAAGUACCUACUUGUUUAUAUUUAAACCACAUGAAAUAUUUUGUUGUACAAUUUUAAACAUCAUUAUUGGUCGAGCUUACAUAGAUAAGAAAAUUUAUGUAUGUGUCUUCCUAAACAAAUUAUGUUUCUAUUCUCCUUUAUGGUUAAUAGCCAAAUUAAAACUGGCAGUGAAUUGUUCACACACAAAAAACGAUGUAUAAUAUGAAGAGUUAAUAAUACUGUUCAAAUAGGUACCAUAAGAAUAAUAAAUUGAUGUUGCUAAUUUGUGUUUUUGAUCGAGGAUGAUUACAAUACUUUUUGUUUUAUUAGAUUCCACCCCAUUUGAUUAAUUUAUUAAUUCAAGUAGGUGUUUCUUUUUUAUCCCUUUACCUAUUCGAACAGUUGUAAUGGACUAGCUAUGUACUAAAAAGUCUUAUGAUGAAGAUAAGUAUAAAAUGUUUAGAUAAAAACAAUGUAGAAAGUACUUAUUACGAAUGAAUUAUUAUUCUGACCUAUAGAAACUUAAAAACGAUUUCAUUAAAUUAUAGACAGUAACUUUUUUGUUGAGUUUCGAAAUAAAAAUACAGACCUUAUUAUCAUAAGUGUUAAGUCUAAAAUAUUAGUGCCAAAUGUUUACCGAACAGGCGAAUGUGUAAAUUCUGUCUUUCAUGAAAAUGUAUUAUGAAAUUAAAAUAAAUGUCAUGGUUUAAUUAAAUUUAAUCAUGUCAUGCUUCAAGCAAGUUCUUUUAAUAAAGCAGUGUGUGUUAUUUAUUCAGGAUUUAUAUAGGCCUAUUUAGGAGAUUAAAUUUAAAGUUCGAUUUUGUCUAAGGUCCAUGUACUUACUUACUAGUGUAAAAUCUACAGGUACUUGAUGUUAGAGUAGCCUCUGUUUUGUCCUAUAGGACCCCACUGUGUGUUACCAUGCAUGUGAUGUCAUAUCUAACGCGAUUGUUGCAGCUAUUGUUGUAGGAUUUUCAGUUACAAAGAACACAAUGAAGNGAAAGAACACGAAAGAAAAAUGUCCUUACUAAAACUAAUAAUAAUAUAUUUUCUCUAAAUUCGUUGAAUUACAUUCUUUGUUAAAUACUCUGUAAACUGUUUUGUUCAAUAUGAGUCUCAUAGAAUCAAUCAGUAGUCUAUUGACAACAAUUUAUAACAUCGAUUUUUAUUUGGUUUUGUUUCUAGAAAAAGAACAACAUAUCAGUCACUAAUUGCCAUUUUUCACAAAUUUUUUUAAGUUUUUUAUUAUUACUUUAUUAUUUCAGAUUUAUUGUAAACCAUGAAUAAAAAAUAAUGUAAGGUAUUAAUUGCUAUGAUUGAAUUUUACCUAUUUAAUUAGUGUGAAAGUAAUUAAAGUACAUAAUAUAACAAUAUAUUAUGUUCAUGAAAGAAAUCAUUUAAGUAUUUGAACAAUGAAUUGUUUAUUUACAAAUCGUAUGUGUAUUUUAUAGAAAAAUAAAGUAAUUAAAACCGAUUGUGUUUUGUUUUCUCUAGAUUAUGACCUAUCUCUGGGACUAUUGAUGCAAAUUGACGAACGAGAGAAAAAAAAACAAAUAGUGCAUUCAAUAAAGUUUAUUUUAAAAUUAAAUUACAUUAAUAUGUAUCUCUAUCAAUUAUUACAAAAUAAACAAUACAUAAUGUACUGGAGAAUAGUACCUACCUCAAUUUCUUACAUGACAAAUUUUGAGCUCGUAAUAUCAUGUUCAUUUGCGCUAGUUUUGUUUCCUAAGUUGACUGAAGGUAUAAAAUCUCAAAAUAUUACAUAUUUUUAUGGUGAUGGUUCAGUCUUUUUUUCUAAUGUAAUGGAUGAAGAUGAACAUUCAGAAAUAUCUGAGUAUUCUAUUUACAUUAAAGCUCGUCAAAGUAGAUAAUUAGAUAUGUUAAGAUUACUUUUAAAGAUAACCAUUGUGAUUAAUUAAAUUUAAUGAAUGUCAUGUCAUACACAAAAAUAAGGCAGAUCUUGUUUCGUUCCGUAAGAAUAAUGAAUUUAAACACAAUAUUUUAGUUAGGCAUUAUAAAAAAA
This is a messenger RNA of Ostrinia furnacalis (Asian corn borer), 4949 nucleotides long. RefSeq names its product Kv channel-interacting protein 4. The transcript has 6 exons. The record is from RefSeq and is a predicted model, not a curated record. Lineage: Eukaryota; Metazoa; Arthropoda; Insecta; Lepidoptera; Crambidae. Gene Ontology annotation, molecular function: calcium ion binding. The coding region runs from base 302 to 1162 and encodes 286 amino acids.